This is a messenger RNA of Aedes aegypti (yellow fever mosquito), 2353 nucleotides long. RefSeq lists its product as uncharacterized. Lineage: Eukaryota; Metazoa; Arthropoda; Insecta; Diptera; Culicidae. Gene Ontology annotation, molecular function: zinc ion binding. The transcript is spliced from 4 exons. The coding region runs from base 341 to 2278 and encodes 645 amino acids. Gene Ontology annotation, cellular component: nucleus. The record is from RefSeq and is a predicted model, not a curated record.
AAAAGAUGUUCCUGCAGCGACGCCAGCGACAUUCUUCCUCUAUAGUUUAUUACCUCUAUUAAAUCAGCUGAUAUGUUUCACUAUUUGAUCAUUAGUCCUUCAGAAUCGUUACGCUUUUGGUUUGGUCGACUUGUAACCAGCGCGCAGUCAUUUUGAUCAUCCCUACCAAAGCUCUUUUCAAAAGUCAAAACACGCGACACCGUUUGCUGUGUAGAAGUCGUUCACCCUAAUUUUCUCGGAAAAUCAAGUAAGAAACCAAACUUUCAAACGAUUCUGGAAACGUGACGACAACGUGCCUGUGAUAAAUUGCUUUAUUUUCUUCGAACAUUAGUUGAACAACAUGGAUUUCGAGCUGUCGUCGCGCUUCGUGGCGGAGGACUUCUGCCGCUUGUGCCUCUCGAGCAUCUACGAACUGCGCCCGCUGUUCUCCCGCGAGGCAAAAGAAUCCAAUGUGGUGCUGCUCAACAAGAUCAGUCUGCUGGCGGAAAUCAUUAUGGUUCCAUCGGAAGAGCUGGACGCCCGCAUUUGUUCCCGCUGUGUCAAACAGCUGGAUGAGUUCGAUUCGUUCCGGCGUCGCUGUAAGGACAGCGACAACCAAAUACGAAAGAUUCGGACAUUCCGUCAGCAGCGAGGAGCUAAUAACGAUAACGUGGAAAUCAUUGAAGAACAGCGCGCACAACCGGACAGUGCCUCGACCGCCUGCGACAAGUUCGGCGGCAUAUUCGAUAUAAUGACAUACUGCGAGGACAGUGUGGCGCCAGGGGAGCAUCGGAUGUUUUUCGAUGGAUACGUCUACCGGUGUGAAAGUCUACUCGUUUGGCGCUGCGAACUGGCCAUCUGUCCGUGUCAGUUGAUCGUGCAACACGAUUACAGGCAUUUCAUCGUCUACAGAACUCACAGCCAUGGAAAAAUUCCCCUGGAUAAUGACAAGCGGAAGUACGAGAAGAUGAAUCAACGAAUCUGUGCGUUUCUGAACAAACUGAGCGCUCAAAUUGAUGGUUCUAGUGAGAAAAGUUUGGAAGCAGGUCCAGCAUCAUCCAGCGGUCAUUCAAAGUCCCUCUCAAACGCAUGUGCACCUGUUCGCCCGACGCAGAACAGAGCCAACAUUUACUACUCUACAAAGGGCGACCGACCUUCAAUCGUUGUCAAUGGCUAUCGAUUUCAUAAGGAAAAAGCCUUGAGCGUUACUUUUCCAUCGCAAAUUUAUUGGCGUUGCAGCGCAAAGAAUUGUCUUGGAAUGAUCGUAACUACAGCUGAUUUGCAUCGCUUCCGGAUGCACAAAAACCAUAAUCAUGGAUCGACUGUUAAGGAACCUCCGGAGGAAGACUUUUCCUUGAUGGUAAUUGCUUUGCCAAUGAUGGAUCAAACUCCACAAAUUGUGUCUAAUGCUCCCAAACCAGCGCUGCCUAACAAGCUCAACAUCGCCAAUAUGCAAGUUUCACUUGAGUCAAUUCCUACACAGUUUUCAGUUAUGCCUGUGAGCUCUUCUUCGGAGCGAGGAGAUCCAUCUGAAGCAUCAAAAACGAACGGAAUCAUCACAAUGGAUCCAUACCCUCCAGCUCAACUACCGCUAAUCACAAUGGUGACCUCAGGGUCGUCAAACAUAAACGCCUUGACAAACACUCAAACAUCUAAGGAACAUUCACCUCAAGUGAUCAAAAUAAGGCCGCUACUAGACAAACCUAAAACUUCUAAUUCAGCUCUACUUAACACAACUUCAAGUGUCCCAUCUGCAUCAGCCAAGGAUCCUCCCGUGGCAUCAAUCGUACCGGUGGUAACCUCUACAGAGAAUGCUGUUCCUAGCCGCGCCACACCGACCAAACGAAAAGCGAAUCCGUCCGGAUCGCCUAAACCGAAGCAAAAACCGAAGAAACCCCCAAAAACGCCCACUUUCUACAAGCCACCGCUUAUGUCACAAAUCGGAUUUUAUCGGUGUCCAAACACCGACGGAAUCUGUUUGAUCCAUAAAGAGUUCGUUUACAGCUCACGCCCCACCAUCAGAUACAUCACCUGGCAGUGCAAAACAGCAAAAUGUGGCGCCCGGGUUCGCAGCGGAUGGCAGCUCGAGUACCUGGCAAUGUAUACCGACCACAACCACGAACCGUCCGGGGAGGUCGUUGUCGACGUGGAACAACAUCUCUCGGUACCGGAUGCUCUCAGUGCUCUAACCGAACUGAAGACAUCGGUUGAUCGAUGGCCAAAGUCCAGGGGAAAAGAACGUGCAAAAUCUAUCUCUCGUUCGACCCACCCGAUGCUGGGACCGUUUCCAUCAGAUUGAUACCACUUUUUAAUAUCAAACGUUAUUGUUAAUCUUUAUCUUUUUAUGUCUGAAAUCAAUAAAUAAUUUUGGUAA